CCCACCCGCGUGCCGCUCGCAGCUCGUCGAUGACGCGCGAACAAGCCGGCGGCGGCGGCGAGGAUGCGGUAUCAGCGCGCGCGAAGGCGGCUGCGGCGGACGACGCGACGCCGCCGUCGUCGUCGUCAACUUCAACUUUCCCGGGGAAGCGAGACGGCGGCGAGGACGGCUCGCCGCUGCCGUGGCAGGCGGAGGUCGACGCGGCGAAAGAGGAAGCGAAACGACGGCUCGCGAAGAUGCUGUCGCGCCCUGAAGACCUCGCGAGACUCCCGGAGCUGCGCGAGCAGGUCGCGGCGAAGCUGUACAAAGCCGAGCAAGAGCUCGCGGCGAGUUUAGAAGCGUCCGUCGAGGGCGUGAGAACCGGCGUCGAGGCGCUUCACACCGCGCGCGCGGCCGUGGAACAGACGCAGGCGAACAUCGCGAGGAUAGAGGCGCUGUGCAAGGAACAAGAAAACGACGAGCUCUCGAGCCGGCGCGAGUUGCUUCGCGACCUCUCCGUGAUGCGCGUUAAUCUGAAACGAACGAUCGACGACGCGAAGGCGAUCAUCGCCUUGCCGGAACAAGCCGCGAAGGCGAUCGAGAUGCUGAACGACGAAAAUAAUCUCUUCGCGUGCUGGGAGGAACUCACCACCCUCGCGACGAGCGCUCAACCCGCGCGCGUCGCCCUCGAAGCCGCGAGACGGCAGCCCCACGGCGGCGUGUCGCGAGCGGCGUCGAGACCGGCGGCGACGCACUUCGCCGCGAUCGACGAAGCGAUCGAAAAGUUCGAGGCGAUCUUGUGGAGAACCGUGCACAGUUCGUUGUUCGCGGGCAGAGGAGGCAGUAAGGCGCUCGUUCGCGCGUGCAGAGUCGUGGAAGGGCAGGAACAGCUCGACGCCGAGCUCGCCGCGCAGGCGAAGGAGGACGCGGAAAAAAACAGAAACGGCGGCGACGGAGACGAGGAAAAAAACGACAAACCCGCGCCCGCCGCCGCGCCAGGGAAAGAGUACAAGAAACGAAUGUUGCGAGAAGUCAGAGAUGCGGUAGAGGAACGAUUUACUAUGACGGUGGAGAGCCUCAUGGGCGACGUCGACGUCGGAGGAGGACCGUUGGACGUCCCGAUGGUCUUGGAGAACAUGAACGUUCUGAUGCAGCAACUCACGGAUGCGUUUGACUACGCUGUCCCCGCGUUUCCUCCGAAGUAUCGCAUUUUCGAGAGCGUCAUGGCCCCGGCGUGGCACCGACACGUCUCGAAACUGAUCGAUAAACUCGUCGCAGUGGCUAGGGACUUGUCAAACGCGGACAUCAUCGUCGUCCUGAAUUGGUAUCAGUCUUACGCAGAGGCCAUGGAAGCGUUGGGGGUGGAUGUCGAGGUCGCGCCGUCGGAGCCGCCCGGAACCCCAAAGGGGGUAUCAACCCCGCCUCCCUCCGUGCCUGCGGUGCCGCCUACUGUGAUGAAGACCGGGGGACCGCCGCCGCCCGGGAAAACUGGACGCGGAAAAAACGCAUUUGACAGCCCUGGAGGCGCUGAUGGAAGCGGCGAACCUUCGGUGCUUUCCCUCGAGUCUUUUCUGGCAACCGGCGCCGGAAACGCGGCGGCGGCUAUUGAGACGGUCGAUGAGAAGGAAGUAGAAGGGACUAAAAUGAUCGAUGUUGUUCACCGCAACGCUGAAGGUAUCGUGCGAAACGAUGGACCGGAAUCCCCGGGAGUCUCAGAGGACGAUGACGAAACGAUGACGUAUCCUGCUCGCCUGGUUGACUUGGUCGACGUGUACACUUCGCGGAUGGCGCAAACCGUGCACACAUGGUCCGUGAAUCUCCAUCGCAUGACCGCGUCACAGCCCCUGAAGGCCGCGGAUGAUGGAUCUCUGUGGACCGCGAGCGAUGUCGAAUUUUUCCGUCUGCUGAACGAGCAGCUCGAAGUCGCGGUAGGCGGUGGGCCUCAGCUCGUCCCCGCCGCCGCGGUUGCGAUCGCGUCGAUCCUGGCGGAUUUCGCCGCGCAACAGCACAAGCGCCUUGGCGGCGCAGCCGCGACAUCUUCGUCCACGGUCACGUCUCUAUCAUCACCCGUGCACUUUAGGAGGCCAUCGUCGACGGCUGCCACGAUGGGUCUGACGACGCAAGAAAGAGCCGCGCUCGCGGCGGCGAAGACGGUGGAAUACAACGUCCUACUCGCCGGGGUGAACGAUGCAUCGAGAUGCCAUCGUCUUGCGUCCGAAAUGGAGUCUUCUCUCGUCAAAGCGCUUGGAUCGACUGACGCGAUGGUGACACUAGCGAAUAAAGGAUCUGCUUCCGGCGGGGAGACUAGUAUCAUUCGACCCGCACUCGACGCGUUCAUGAGCAACGCGGAACACUGCGCCUCCGCGGCUUCCGCGGCAGUCGUCACGGAUCCGAGCGUCGUCGCCUUGUUUGCGCAACUCUUCGUCGUGGACAAGACCGGAGGCGGCGCGUGGAUCGAAGGCGAAGUCACGGAAACGCUCGUGGCUACGAUCGUGGAUUAUCUCGGAGAUGUAGAGCAGUACGUCACGCGCAAUUUGGCUCCUAUGGUGUGCGAGGCUGUGCUCACUCGCGUCGUGAAGAUCAUUAUCGACGCGUGCAUGCGACACUUACAAGUUAUUCGCCCGGGAACUGUUGAUCGCAUGGCAGCAGAUGAAGAUGUUCUCCGGGAGUGCUUCGGGGACUACUUGCCGUACAAGAUUGUCGAUCCAUGGCUUCAACGCCUCGCUGACAUACGCGACGUCGCAGCGGCGGAUGACGCGGAGUCUUUCGUGCUCGCAUAUGGAAUAUUAGUGCAGUCCAUGCCAGAACUCGGCCUGGAACCCGCCGAGCGUAUGCUCGCGGCGAGGAAAGACAUCCCGCGCGCGACUCAGCGCGCGAUUCUAGAAGAAUGCCGUGAGCUUCACAACAGUCAAAUCGCCACGAUGACGAGCGUGACCGCCGCUUCUACGGCAAAGAAAGGAUUGCGAUUCUAG
This is a messenger RNA of Micromonas pusilla CCMP1545, 2951 nucleotides long. RefSeq lists its product as uncharacterized. Gene Ontology annotation, cellular component: exocyst. Lineage: Eukaryota; Viridiplantae; Chlorophyta; Mamiellophyceae; Mamiellales; Mamiellaceae. The record is from RefSeq and is a predicted model, not a curated record. Gene Ontology annotation, biological process: exocytosis; exocyst localization. The transcript has a single exon. Gene Ontology annotation, molecular function: SNARE binding. Bases 30 to 2951 code for a protein of 973 amino acids.